CAACAAUUUAAUUUGAAUGGGAGAGCCAACAUCAGGGCGAACAAAAAACAUUUCGACAAAACGAAUGUCCUAUGGAUAACAAGGGAGACUUGAAGAGCGGGCUUUGAUAUAAAUCAUCAUUAACAAUAAAUAAAGAUCACCAUUUGUAAUUUUGCACUUAUUUUUUGGAGGUGAUACUACUUUUUUGUCGGAGAAAAUUAUUUUCAAGCAUGUCAGAUGAUAAAAAGGAAACAAAGGGCGAGACAGAGCACAUUAAUCUGAAGGUUCUUGGUCAAGAUAGUGCAGUGGUUCAGUUCAAAAUUAAGAAACACACACCGCUCCGAAAAUUGAUGAGUGCCUACUGUGAUCGCGAGGGGUUGGCAAUUGCAGCAGUGAGAUUCAGAUUCGACGGACAGGCAAUUGAUGAGUCCGACACCCCUUCCAGUCUCGAGAUGGAGGAGGGUGACACUAUUGAAGUUUAUCAGCAACAAACAGGCGGCACGUGUUGAGUGCAAAGAUUAUUACUAUUAUAGAUACCUUUAAAUUUCAACUGUACGAACCGAUGACAUUGCUUCGUUAUUUUUAUGUCUCCCCCCUUUUUUUUAAUUGUUAUAUCCGAAUUUGAUAAGAAUGAAUACGUGAAGACAUUGCAAUGAGUCUGUUUCUAGAAUUAUUUUCAUCUUUUGACAGAUGAAUAUUAAUUUGUUGUCUACAAUUAUAAAAUCAAAAAUUACAUGAAUCCAUUUGGACGUUAAAACAUUUAUUAAUCAGACUAUAAAUGACCUCUGCAAGUACUUCCAUCUCUCCAAAAAUGUUGGCCCCCUAUCAGACUUAAUUUUUCAAGCCAUUUGAGAUUCCAUUAUUUUCCAGUUCAAAUUCAUAUUUUUUUAUAAUUUCCACAAAUAGUUUAUCAAGGCAAUGAACAUAAUGAUAAUGAUAAAUGUUCAAAGGAUAAGAAAAAUGUGAAAAUACAAAAAAAUUUUGUAUAGAAAUAUCUAACGUCCUAAUGUAAUAACAUAUA
Diachasmimorpha longicaudata is the source of this 1000-nucleotide messenger RNA. RefSeq names its product Small ubiquitin like modifier (gene Sumo). The transcript is spliced from 3 exons. Gene Ontology annotation, cellular component: nucleus. Gene Ontology annotation, biological process: protein sumoylation. Lineage: Eukaryota; Metazoa; Arthropoda; Insecta; Hymenoptera; Braconidae. Bases 210 to 488 code for a protein of 92 amino acids. The record is from RefSeq and is a predicted model, not a curated record. Gene Ontology annotation, molecular function: protein tag activity; ubiquitin-like protein ligase binding.